Messenger RNA from Beauveria bassiana ARSEF 2860, 2157 nucleotides. RefSeq names its product ZIP Zinc transporter. Gene Ontology annotation, biological process: zinc ion transmembrane transport. The coding region runs from base 1 to 2157 and encodes 718 amino acids. The transcript is spliced from 6 exons. Gene Ontology annotation, molecular function: zinc ion transmembrane transporter activity; protein binding. Lineage: Eukaryota; Fungi; Ascomycota; Sordariomycetes; Hypocreales; Cordycipitaceae. Gene Ontology annotation, cellular component: membrane. The record is from RefSeq and is a predicted model, not a curated record.
AUGGGACGUUUCAAGUAUUUCGUGGGUGCUCACGCCGAGGCGCACAUCUGGUGCCAGGUCACUAUCGAUCUCCUUGCCAAGCAUACAACCUAUUUCGUGCGGGGAAAUGUCAACCGCGCAGAGAGCGACUUCGAAGAAGCACAAGCGGAAUUUUUGCACGCACAACGGGUGUGGCUCAAGGGUAGCCAAAUGCGCAAUCAUCACUUUAUUGGUGCAUGCUUGUACAAGAUCGGCUGCGCAGCCUUGGAUGCAGGCCACGUGGGAUUAUCCGUAAGGCAUCCGGAAGAAUCUCUUGAGAUUGCAGCACUGGAUCAGCAUGUUCUGCAAGGGGACUACGCAAGAGUGCUGUACAAGCUCUCCGUUGCGCUGAGAAGUUGCGGAUUUGAUGACGGGGAGGCCGGGAAGAGAAUGAAAGAGGCACAAGCUAUUGCGUGGACGUGUCUAGGUCUGAAGAAGGAUGCGGCGUUUGUCAACGAGGAGAGGACGUUUGAUGGGCUCGUAUCGCCAGAGUCGGCAGCGCUUUUGGAGCGCCUACCGCUGCCCGACAUGACCGCAACGGCCUCGCUCGACAACGACGUCCGCGGAUGGAUCUUGAGCUUCAUCAGCGGCAUCGCCUGCGUCUUUGGAGCCAGCGUCGUCUGCGUCGAUCUACUUAUCCGGAAGCUGCCGGGCAAGUCCAACUUUCGCAUCCAAGAAAGCAACGUCUUUCUGGCCUGCUCUCUCAGCCUGAGCUUUGGCGUUAUGCUGUUCUCGUCGUUAUAUAGUAUGUUGCCAGAGGCCAAAGGGUACCUCAAAAGCGUGCACUGGGGCGAUCGACCAGCCGGUCUGCUCAUUAUGGCCUGCUUCAUUGGCGGCUUCAUAGGCAUCCAAGCUGUAUCGCGGUUCCUGCACCAACAUAUGCCCUCACAUGUUGUCGACUGUGACCACACUCAUAAUGACUCAUCACCUCUCAACGACGUGGACGGCCAUCAACCUCAUGGCCACAGCCACGCUCACCUUGGCGAGCCCUACAACUCGGCGUCUUCUGCCCUGCCACACAGCAGACGCUCACGCUUGCCCUCCCCCUUUGCGCAAGCGAAUCACCACACACAUACAGAAAAUGGCCUCGCCAUCGACCACGCUAGCGAGACGACGCCGCUGUUACCGACCUCGAAACCCGCCGCCGCACCGUCUCGUGGCCGCGGCCGUGCCAGAACAGAGCAUGUAGACGUCCCCCGGAGACCAUCGAUGCUCGAGGUCCAGAAGCGCGUCAUGUCCUUUGUCAGGGACACCAAAACGAGCUGCGAUGAGGAAGGCUCCUGCUACGGCUACUCUGACCCCUGCGGCCAGGAGUGCUUCAAGCACAUUUCAUACCGCGCCGUCAAGGUUAGCAAAUCACAGACCCGGUUGCGAAGCACCGUGAGCGCUACCCACCCGCCGCAUAUCUCGACAAACCUCGAUCCGGACCUCGACUACGCCGACUCUCUCGUGAGUCCCAUGUACCGCACCAGUCGCGCCACGUCUCGGGAUGCCAUGCUUCGCCCCCCAGUAGAAAGCGUACACGAAGAUGACGAGGGGCAGCAAAGCAACGCAGACGCCCACGAUCAUGUGAGCGAAGCCGGCCACAACCACGCCUCGUGCGCUGCAAGCCACGCCGACGACGUCGAGGCGCAGCAGCACCAUCACCACGUCCCCACCAAUGCAUUCCUCGCCAUUGGCCUGCAAACGUCCAUUGCCAUUACGCUGCACAAGCUGCCCGAGGGCUUUAUAACCUAUGCGACCAACCAUGCCAACCCGCAGCUCGGCUUCAACGUCUUCAUGGCGCUCUUUGUGCACAACAUCACCGAGGGCUUCACCAUGUGCCUGCCGCUCUACAUGGCGCUCGGCUCGCGCUGGAAGGCCAUGGCCUGGUCCGCCCUGCUCGGCGGCCUCUCCCAGCCUUUUGGCGCCGGCAUCGCCGCCCUCUGGUUCAAGCUCGCCAGCAGGACCAGCAUGCAGCCCAACGCCGUCGCCUACGGAUGCCUCUUUGCCGCAACGUCGGGCAUCAUGGUCAGCGUCGCUCUACAGCUGUUUGUCGAGGGCCUCAGCCUCAACCACAACCGCAAUUUGUGCAUGUUUUUCGGGUUUUUAGGCAUGGCGAUUCUGGGACUCUCCAAUGCGCUCUUUGCGGCGCACUAG